This is a messenger RNA of Pseudophryne corroboree (corroboree frog), 885 nucleotides long. RefSeq lists its product as uncharacterized. The record is from RefSeq and is a predicted model, not a curated record. The transcript has 3 exons. Lineage: Eukaryota; Metazoa; Chordata; Amphibia; Anura; Myobatrachidae. The coding region runs from base 81 to 782 and encodes 233 amino acids.
GGGAGGAAGCAAAAAACCAAAAGAAAGCAUCUUACACAAGUUUUUGGAACAGAAAGUGACAGUCUCCAAAAUGAACAACUAUGCACAUUGCAUCAAACCAGAAUAAGCAUACAGUGACAAAUAAAGAAACAAUCUCAGAUGGGGUUGAAAAAGAUGCAAUUGGAGACACCAUGGAAAAAGAAUACACCACUCUUGAAACAGUGACAUAUGUUUCUGACCAUGAAGAUUUUGAUGGCAUUAUUUCAAAUGAAGAAUAUCCUACUUUCAUACAAACUAUUGAGGAUUCUGAUUUUUCAAAUGUGUCAUCUGUGUUAUCCAAUACUUGUAGAACGCCAAAUCCUGAAGUUUCUAGUGUGUUUGAAAUUCCUUCCAAUUCUGAGGUAGCCAAUGAUAAUGGUGAAGACUUACAUUUUGAUUCCUUUGUGGAAUACAACUCUAUCAUGAAGUUGGGAAUACAAGACAUCGUCCACAAUUUGGAAAGUUUAAAUAGCAAUGUGCUAAAAAUGGUGCAGAAACAGGAAGACAUGUUUUUAAAUUUCAAAAACACACUGGGCUCAAUUGCCAAUUCUUUUAGUAUUUUAGUAGAUUUAAAGGCUCAGAAAUAUAAUGCAGACAAUAGCUCUAACUACACCUUGAAAAACACUUAUAGCAAUGACAUCAAUGGCGAGUGUGGGGCUCCGGAAGGAGAAUUGGCACAAGAUACAGAGAAGGUGCUACCUAAAAAAUUGAUGAAAAGAAAAAAACAUAGGAAACUUUUAAAAAACAGAGUCAUAUUUUAUUGAGCAUGUCUUCCUUAAAAGUAGGCACCAUAUGUUAAAAGUUUUUGGUGGCUAAAUUUGAAAAUCCUCAAAGUUUGAGAAGGAAUUCAUAACACACAAAGUUAAU